Solanum lycopersicum (tomato) is the source of this 3030-nucleotide messenger RNA. RefSeq names its product elongator complex protein 2. The record is from RefSeq and is a predicted model, not a curated record. Gene Ontology annotation, biological process: tRNA wobble uridine modification. NCBI's taxonomy places the organism in Eukaryota, Viridiplantae, Streptophyta, Magnoliopsida, Solanales, Solanaceae. Gene Ontology annotation, molecular function: protein binding. Gene Ontology annotation, cellular component: elongator holoenzyme complex.
CAUGGGGCAGUUUUGGGUUUAUUUGGGCCUUGGAAAAUAAGAUUUCUAGUGAAUUGCUUCUUCUCUGCUCCCGCCUUCACACCGCCGUUACCGGCAGCGAGUAAAAUCUUCGCCUCCGUCAACCUCCACCGUGGCUCCGUCAUCUCACUGCAACUCCCCACCUCUACCGUGAAUCGAAGUUAACGGAAUCGAGAAAAACCAUUAUAUUUGCUCCGUCAUCUCACUGUAACUCCUCCUUCUCCGUCGUCACACUGCUGUCGACGGGUGAAUCCACUCAAAUUAUGCAAAAUAUGGAAGUAGAGAGAGUUUUUAUAGGAGCAGGAUGCAACAGAGUAGUGAAUAACGUUUCAUGGGGUGCUUCUGGUUUAGUUUCUUUUGGUGCCCAAAAUGCUGUUGCCAUUUUCUGUCCAAAGACAGCUCAAAUCUUGACUACACUGGCUGGUCAUAAAGCUUCUGUGAAUUGUACCCUUUGGCUUCCCAAUAGCAAGUUUGCAUUCAAAGCUAAGCAGCUGGAGCAACAUCUUUUGCUUUCUGGAGAUGCGGAAGGUGUAAUAAUUUUGUGGGAGUAUUCUCUUGUGGAUGCGAAGUGGAGAUAUGUCUUACAAGUGCCACAAGUCCACAAAAAAGGUGUUACCUGCAUCACGGCGAUCAUGGUGUCUCAGCAAGAAGCUGUUUUUGCAUCUGCAUCCUCUGAUGGCACUGUGAAUGUAUGCGAAGUAGUAUUUCCAUCUACUCGUGGAGGUGAUUGCAAAUUGUCGUGCUCGGAUUCUCUUUUUGUUGGUCAGAAACCUAUGGUUGCUCUUUCACUAGCAGAGCUCCCAGGGAAUAGCAAGCAGCUGGUUCUGGCCAUGGGAGGAUUGGACAACAAAAUUCAUCUAUAUUGUGGUGAGAGAAAUGGAAAAUUUCUUCGUGCUUGUGAGUUAAAGGCUCAUACAGACUGGAUUAGGAGUUUAGAUCUCUCAUUGCCUGUGUAUGUGAAUGGUGAAUCUAGUCUUCUACUUGUAAGUUCAUCCCAAGACAAAGGCAUUCGCAUAUGGAAGAUGACCUUACAGGAUUCUUCAGCUAGUAACAAGAAGCAGCAAACAAGUUUGGCUUCUUACAUUAAAGGUCCUGUUCUUGUAGCUGGCUCAUCCUCUUAUCAGAUCUCUAUGGAAUCUCUCCUCAUUGGGCAUGAAGAUUGGGUAUACUCAGUGGAAUGGCAGCCGCCAUCGACUUCUUCUGUUGAGGGAAUUGAGUGUUUUCAGCCUCAAAGCAUUUUAUCUGCAUCCAUGGAUAAGACAAUGUUGAUCUGGCAACCUGAAAAGACAACUGGUAUUUGGAUGAAUGUAGUCACCGUUGGGGAAUUAAGUCACUGUGCUUUGGGAUUUUAUGGUGGUCACUGGAGUCCAAAUGCAGAUUUUAUUUUAGCUCAUGGAUAUGGUGGAUCUUUUCACCUCUGGAAAAAUGUUGGUAUUGAGUAUGAUGACUGGAAGCCACAAAAAGUUCCAUCUGGACACUUUGCUGCAGUGUCAGACAUCGCCUGGGCUAGAUGUGGGGAAUAUAUGAUGUCUGUCAGUCAUGAUCAGACAACUAGAGUAUUUGCUCCUUGGCUCAACAAUACAAGCGUACAGAAUGAGGAAUCCUGGCAUGAAAUUGCUCGCCCUCAAGUUCAUGGUCAUGACAUAAAUUGUGUCACAGUAAUCAAAGGAAAAGGAAAUCAUCGUUUUGUUGGCGGUGCAGACGAGAAAGUUGCAAGAGUUUUUGAAUCUCCUCUAUCCUUUCUGAAGACGCUGAGCCAUGUAACAUCAGACAACUCUAGUUUUUCUGCCGACAUUCAAGCUGAUGUGCAGAUAUUAGGGGCAAAUAUGUCUGCUUUAGGUCUAUCACAGAAACCUAUUUAUGUUCAGGCAUCGACACCAAUAGACAGAAGCAAUACGGAAGGUUUUGAUACUCUAGAAACUGUUCCUGAAGCAGUUCCAGUUGUCUUGACAGAGCCACCUAUUGAAGAGCAAUUGGCAUGGCAUACUCUAUGGCCUGAAUCACACAAACUUUAUGGUCAUGGGAAUGAGCUUUUUUCUCUAUGUUGUGAUCAUGAUGGAAAGCUUGUAGCUUCAUCCUGCAAGGCACAAUCAGCACCGGUUGCUGAAAUAUGGCUUUGGCAAGUUGGUUCUUGGAAAUCCGUUGGUCGUUUACGGUCUCACAGUUUAACAGUGACCCAAAUGGAGUUCUCUCAUGAUAACAAGUAUCUCUUGGCUGUUUCAAGAGAUCGCCACUUCUCUGUUUUUCAAAUUAAUCAUAAAGGAACUGAUGAGAUCGAUUACCAGCUCGUAGCUAAGCAAGAAGCACAUAAAAGAAUAAUAUGGUCAUGUUCUUGGAACCCAUUUGGUCAUGAAUUUGCUACUGGUUCAAGGGACAAAACUGUCAAAAUAUGGGCCGUGGGAACUGAAACCUCGGUGAAGCUACUGUUGACACUUCCACCUUUCAAAAGCAGCGUCACUGCCCUGUCUUGGUUAAGUCUCGAUAACCAUAGCAAUCAUGGGCUUCUUGCAGUGGGAAUGGAAAAUGGCUUGAUUGAACUAUGGAAUCUGGAUAGCAGAGGAGGAGAUGGGCAUUUAUCAGUCCAAAAUGCUUCUCCCGCUGUCAAGUUUGAUCCAUUUCUAUGCCACGUCUCUACUGUUCAACGACUAUCUUGGAGAAAUCCUCAGAAGAGCGAAGAUUCUGAGACCGUGCAGCUUGCCUCCUGUGGAGCUGAUCAUUGUGUGAGAAUAUUCAGGGUAAAUGUUACCUAAGCUAAACAAAUUUUGGUAGAUAGAUGUUUGCUUUAGCCUUGUCUUGUUGAAAUUGGUUGUCAACCUAUUGUAAUGGUAAUAGUCAACUACUCUACACUAAAAUUACUCAUAUUCGAUAUUCACACCAAAUCAUUAGAUGUAUAACAGAUGUUUGAAGACUUUAUUUUGUAGUAUCAAGCCAAAGGAUCAAGCCAGCGCGUUUGAGAAUUGAUGGAGUUCAUCCGAAUCCCCUUUCAAUGAAAAAUUAUCUUGUUUAUAAGUA